AUGGAUGGCAACACUUUCAGGAAGGAAGUGGCUGAUAAAGAGAUUGCUGCCUUGCCCCGGGACAGCUGCCCUGUGAGGAUCCGAAAUAGGUGUGUCUUGACAUCCCGGCCUCGAGGGGUGAAGCGGCGUUGGAGGCUUAGCAGAAUUGUUUUCCGCCAUUUUGCUGACCAUGCUCAAAUGUCUGGGAUACAGAGAGCUAUGUGGUAGAACAUCACACGGACCUAUGUUCAAGGCAAAACCCCCCAAUGGGCUCAGUUUGUGUGCUCAAGUAAUUAGAGCAUGGCUGUCCUGUCUAGGAGUCCAGUAUAAGCAUAAAACGAAUAACGGGGAGGAAGAGAAGCCAUGCUCGCUCAUAAAAUUCACUUACUGGAUUGUGAUUGGUAACAGCUAACUGAUGGGAAAAAGCAUAACUGCACUAAGCCAGUCUGUGUUAGAGGCAGGUUUAUUUUGAGACAAUCACCACCUGAUUGUUGCAGAGCUAAGCUGAGGUUUGUAAUAAGGACAACAUUAAAAAUAAAGACAUACAGCACCAGGCUCA
This is a messenger RNA of Struthio camelus australis, 538 nucleotides long. The record is from RefSeq and is a predicted model, not a curated record. Lineage: Eukaryota; Metazoa; Chordata; Aves; Struthioniformes; Struthionidae.